CAUCGCAGCGCUCUCGUGUGUCGCAGCGGGGAACUUCGAAUAAACAAACCAUAAAAUGGCGUCGUCAGAUCCGAAAGGAGCUCUGUUAAAUACCCAGACGGAAAAGCCAAAUCAUUACACAUACCUGAAAGAAUUUCGCGUUGAACAGUGCCCGUCGUUCUUGCAGCACAAAUGCAAUCAACAUCGACCAUUCGUGUGCUUCAAUUGGCACUUUAUGAAUCAGCGACGCCGUCGGCCUGUUCGCAGACGGGAUGGCUCUUUCAACUACAGUGCGGAUAAUUAUUGCACCAAAUAUGAUGAAACUACCGGAAUAUGUCCCGACGGAGAUGAUUGUCCAUUCUUACAUCGCACUGCCGGUGACACGGAGCGACGUUACCAUCUGCGCUACUACAAAACAUGCAUGUGCGUUCACGAUACCGAUGCGCGCGGAUUUUGCGUGAAAAAUGGUCACCACUGCGCUUUUGCUCAUGGAAUUCACGAUCAGCGCCCUCCAGUGUAUGACAUUAAGGAGCUGGAGGCUCUUCAGGCGGCUGAGGCUAGCGGGGAAUGUUUGAACGGACCAAACGUGUUGGAUAAGGAGCGCAAUUUGAUGAAUGAAGAUCCAAAAUGGCAGGAUACUAACUAUGUUCUGGCUAACUAUAAAACGGAACCAUGCAAAAGGCCUCCGCGCCUGUGUCGACAAGGGUAUGCAUGUCCACAGUAUCACAACAGCAAGGACAAAAGACGCAGCCCCAGAAAGUACAAAUACAGAUCGACACCAUGCCCGAAUGUAAAACAUGGUGAAGAGUGGGGCGAACCGGCCAAUUGUGAAGCUGGUGAUAAUUGUCAGUACUGUCAUACUCGCACUGAGCAACAGUUUCAUCCUGAGAUCUACAAAUCUACUAAGUGUAACGAUGUCCAACAAGCUGGUUAUUGCCCGCGAUCUGUGUUUUGCGCAUUUGCUCACGUUGAACCUUACGUGCUGACAGAAGAUUUAGGUCGUGACCUGGACAGUCAGGCACUCGCCCUCAGUGACAUGAUAUCGUCAGUUUUACCACCGGACAGUGGUGGAGGAGGGGGAGGAGGGCUUGGCUGUCCUCUUAGCAAGAAGGACAAGCACGAGCUAGCGGUGAGUGUACUAAGCUAUCUCGACGGAGCACGGCAGGAGAAUCUACCAUUUGAACUUGAACCGCAGAAUUUUCACUCGUUCUUCCAGCUGCUGCAGAAUGGUAGCGCCGAAAGCAGUGAAUCGGCGAGUACCAGCAGCCUCGGCUCUAAUCAUAGCUCCCACAACAAAGCACCUGGUUCACAGCUACAACAAAAGCAUAGUAAUAGUCUCCUAGGCGUUGCCGCCAACUGCAAUGGUAGCACUCAUAGUCAAGUCAACAACAGUAUCGGUAGUUUACAAUCAACACUAUUCAACAACGGCGGUACCGCUGCUAGCUCACUUCUAUCCAACAAUUUUCCGGAGUUUACGCCGGAGCUGCGGGCACAGCUGUUGGCAAUUGAAAACGAUCUCACUAUGGGCCCCCUGGAAAAAGAACAACGGAAACGCAUGUGUUUGACAUUCAAUUUUAGAAACAUCGCAUCCUCCUUAGAUGGUGGUGUAUAUGACCUAGCGCGACGUGAUAACAUUCAUGGACUAGACAAUUCAAUUUCAGCUGGAAUAGCUUCCUCCGGCUUAUUGGCGAGUAGUUCAGCACCGGUCAACAUUCCGGGUUCUCCCAUGGGAAACACCAUUUCCGGACUGCUUCAAGGUACAUCUGCACCGGUCAAUAUUCCAGGCAGUUCACUUAGCAAUAAUUUCAGUCCGUCAUCGCACUCCAAUUUAUUCGGUAUCAAUGAUGCUAUGUUUGGAAGCAGCACCACGCAUCACAUUGGCAGUAGCUCGGCACCAAAGCUUGCCACUUCUUUCGGCCAUAGUGGAACCGAUAGUCUAUUCUUUCAAUCGCACAUCAUCUCGCCAGUUUUGACCGGAGGUGACGGUGGUCUGUCUGCUAGUCCAGAACUUAGCCGAAUAUCAGAACUCAAUUCGCUUAACAAUGAACUUAGUAACAAUAAUUCAAAUCUCCUAUUUGAUAAUCAUAUGCAACAAGCGGCCGCGGCUGUCCAACAACAGCAGCACCAGCAGCAGCAACAACAACAGCAACAUCACGCAGCUGCCGCAGUAAUGGCUGCAGCUGCUGCAAAGAGCUCUAACUCGAACCACUCCUACUCAAUGUCACCACUGGUAGCAUCCGAUAUGGGACGAUUGCGCGAUGAAUUGGCCAACAAGAAUGCACAAAUGAUCAACUGGGAGGAGCAGGUGAUGCAAGCCACUAACGCAUGCGAAGCGUGGAAAGCGCAAAUGGAGGAAAGUAAUCGCAAGACCGUGAUAGCCGAGCAGCAACGCGACGAAGCUUUGUCGCACGUGAAGGCACUCAAGGAAAAAUUAGAGCAACUGAAUAUCGGUGGAAACAGCACGGCCAACUUUCGUGCCACGGAACUUCGGGGCAUGCCUCUACAAAAGUUAAAAAGUAUUCAAGCCAAAUUGCGCGCAGAAAUCGAGGAGGUAGAGAAGGUACUGUACCUCGAAACCGCCACCAAAUGUAUGAAAUGCGAGGAGAACAAUCGAUCGGUAACGCUGGUACCCUGCAACCAUUACGUGCUGUGCGAUUCUUGCGCAACGACACAACGCGAAUGUCCUUACUGUCAAACACCGGUUACGUCACAGGCGUAAAAUAAGACGCACGUAUCAAUCAACCGCUGGAACACAAUCGCACCUCGAUAGUUACAAAUUAUUAAAAAAAAUGCCACACUGCGCUGCGACGCUUUUAACGCUAUUGUGCACACCACAUGCUUUUCACAGCCAGUGCGCUAAGGAGACGAACACAUCUACCUAAUAUUAAUGCAAUUGCUAGUACUACCGCAAGGAUAGCUGAGGUGCCGAAAACCAGCAUUUCGCGCUAUCCAUAGUUUUAGUUCGAAUAGGUGAGGCAGACGAUUCCUCGUUUCGAUCACAACCAAUGACUAAUAGUUUGUUUGUGUCACUUGAUAUUUAUGCGUGCAUUCGUGAAAAAAGUGAUAUUUAUAUAUGCAAGUGACAGCUAAAAAUUGAACAGUGAAGAACGUUCACUAUAAAAAUACAAGAGCACGAGUUUCUCCGAAACUAACAUGCAGUAACGACGAUACAAGCAAGCAAGCACGUUAAUUACUUUUGUGUAUUUUUAGUGUAAACUAAUUUAUAGAACCGUACAAUUCUAUGCAAAUGAUUCCGUUAGCAUUCAAAUGACCAGCCAAUUUAGACAGUUGGACUAACUGUUCAGAACACAUUAAACAAUAUUUUAGAGCGAAGGCAGCACGUUCAGGAACAGGGACAAUUAUUUUCCUUUAUUCUGAGAACAAAAGGAAAUUAGAUUAUAUAUAUUAAUUGCUUAUAUUGAUAUAUUAGCUUUUUCUAGAAGGUAACUAUCUGUUUUGUACAAUGCGGAAUAGCCUCAUUCGAGAAACUCUUCCAAAACGGAAGCAAGGCGCAAGACUCUUCGCGGUUUAAAUGCAUUUUUACUUUUGAUUGUAGACAGAGGCUACAAUCUCGUACAGGAUAGGUGAGUUAGACAAGUGUAUGUGAAGCGAGGUGUAUAUUCAAAUUUGAAGAUAUUUAUAAUUUAUUUUGCGAUGUAAUUUAAUCUCUAGGAUAACCCAAUUUGUUUUUGUUUAAUUACCUAUUAUACCUCUUUUGAUCUUACAACCGUUUUGCCAUCGUAGCAAAAAACAGCACAUUGCCACGCAAUUGUGCUAAUGAGAAUGCAUUAGAUACACUUUUUUAUAGUCUUUAUGUAAUUUUCUGUAGCAGUAACAGCAGCAGGAACAUCUAAACAUUUUAAUUAUGCAAAAAAUAUUAUCCCAAUAAUCCUAAUUUUGUUAGGUAGUCAACUAAAUUGCUACUAAUCAGUUUAACAAGCUGAAGACAGGUAAACAUACUGAGCCAGUGGAUUCACUGGAUGCAUAGUGAAAUGAAGAAUUGUAACGCAAACUUCCCAGUUAAAGCCAGAAUCGAAUAAUGAAAAAAUAUAAUGAAUCACGAAAAAUGUGCAUAGUUAUACUUUCUGGUAAAGUUUACUAUUAUGGAAAAGAGAUUGAUUUUAUAAUUAUAACCAUCACACAGAAGUAAAUGAAAAUUAUGAUUUUGUUUUAUUUAUUUUUGACAUUCUUUCCUUCUGGUUUUAGGCGGUUGCCUGGUGGCUAAUGGUUUGGAGUUACGUUUUUAUUAUUUUGGAAAACUUUUUUCCUGAGAGCAACAUAUCUCAACGAAAUUGAUGCGUUCAAAGGAGUUAUAUAUUUGAAUAACGAAAUUCGUUUCACGAUUAAUUGAAUUGCACGGGUACGUUUAGGUAAUCUUGGACAUACGGGCAAGUAUGCAACAGAAAACUAAAUUUUCCUACUUUGUAUUGAAGUUGCCAAUCAAGAAUUGGGUUGUUUCUGUAAAUAAAAGUGACCACGAAUUCAAAACACUAGUUUUCACCAGGAAAAUAUAUGUAACGCGUAUAUACAUAACUUAUUUUUAAAUGCUAUACAUGUUUUAACGUUGUGGCUUAUAUGAAACUAACGUAAAAUUUAUCUAAUGUAAAGAAACAAACUGUAUUAUUUUUCGUCAACAAUGAUUAACUAUUAAUUAAAAAAAAAAGAAGGUCACCAAAGCUUUUGAAUGAAGUAGACACCGAUAUUUUUCUCAUUAACCGCAUAAUUUUUUUUUGUAACAAAACAGAACUCAGAAGCAACAAUGAAAUUUAAAGCGUUUGUAAAUCCAAAAAACAUAACCUCCUCUGAUAGCUAAAAACUAACAAAUUUCUAUCAACGCAACGGUAGCUAUUGAUAUAAUUUCAUUUUACACAUAAAAUAAGACACAACAGAAUCUGAGAAGUGUAAAAAUAAUAACUGUUUGUAUCAAAAUAUAUAUAUUUUCGAUAACAGUUUACUGAAAAGUACGUUUCUUCCCCUUUUAAUGAUACUAGUAAACGACAGGAUAAAAUCAAAACUGUAUAUAACCGUAAACAAAUUAUAUGAAGAUGAAAACGAAAACGCCACAAGAACAUCCCCGAAGUUCUGAAUUACCACCAAAAAGGAUAAACAAAACCCAAGCUAUGAAAGUCAAUGAUGCUAUCGUCAACAGGGGCAACUGAAAACUAUUCACCCAACCAAUCCAAAAUAGAGUACUCGACCCACCGCCCGUGUCAAAAAACAUGCCAGCGAAACGAAAUCCUUACAUUAUGCUUAAAGCAGCUUGACAUCUAGCAACUUUUCACCGCCAUCAGACUGAGUGUUCCUACAUGUAUCAUGUUUCUCAGUUGGUUCAGCAUGGUGGUGAAUGAUAUGGCAAACAAUAAGCGAACGCAUGCAAUCGAGAACGUUAAGUUUAAUUAUUUUUGUAACUCAGUUUCCCCGGUGGGAGUUUUUCUUUCUGUGUCGUUAAACUACUUUCGAAAGAUCGACAAAUUUUAUAUAUAAUUUAGAACUGGCUGAGCAACUAAACCGUUAUUGAUUGAUAUAAGCUUUAUCAGCAUUUUAUUCUAUCGAUUUUCGAUUAAGCCGAAACGGAAAACGAGUUCCAGAUACUGCCAUGGGCAUUUAAUUUAAACGAGAACAACAAUUAGUCUAUAAAUGAGCUAUUUUAUUUUUAUUAAUAUUAACAUAAAAUAAGAUGAAACUGAAAAAAUGUUCAUCCUUUUUUUUUCAAUUUUACACACUCCAAAUUUUCAAAACGCGAAAAUAUUCAUUUUCAUCGGAAAGAAAACUAAGCUUUUCUUGCGUAGAAUGUCUGAAAAUCGAUUGCUGUCUCCAGAUGUUAAACAGUAUAUUAUACACUUUGGAUAAAAAUAAAUAUUUUUUUGCUACAAAAAUUUCCUUUUGCAGGGAACUAAAACUAUAAAGUUCCGGAACAUAUUUUAUCGCUGUUUUUCUGACAUUAAACCUUCAAACUACAUGCCGUUAUAAGACACCAUGUCUAAUGAAGCAAUUUUUUAUGCAUAAUGACUUACAGCUUUCAGAUAUUUAAAAAAACUAUGUUAUUGACAAAUCGAUUCGAUGGCUAGUUUUGUGAUUCUUGUUCGACUCGAUCUUCGAUCGCAAUAUAGUUUGGAAAACGGUUUAGUUGCAAAGAAAAAAAAGUCUAAUUAUCAGUUUUUCUGCUAUUAUUCCAUCUUUUUGGGGUAUCUAUCUGUUUUGCUCCGUUUUCAAUAGAUAGGUAGCACAACAAAUUGUUUUAUAAUUUAUGUAAAAAUACUUCUAUAUUUACAUAGCGCUAUAUAAACGAAGCAAAACGAAUGCGAUUGAUAAAAUUACACAAGUUUUACCAUUUCAAAUGAAAACAAAAAUAUAUAAAACAUAAAAAAUAUAUUUAUUAUAUGUGAACGAGAAUGAAUAAAACAACAAAUUAUUAGGCGAUCAAACAAAUAUAUAUAACUAUUUUACACAGACGGCAGAAUUGGAUAAAUCAACAGAAUAGUGCGAAACAGAACUAUUACUAGCAGCAGCACGUAAUUACUGGCGGCAUAGCAAUAAACGAGAGAAUAACAGAUGCACCCUAUUGGAACAUUCUGAGAGCAAUUUAUUCUGGUAAUGGCGCGGAUCUAAACAAUUUCUAUCGAGUUAAAUGAACGAAUGAAUAUUCAAUAAAAAAAACUAAACAAUGAAAUCAAUAAACAGUUAGCCUAUGUAACAAAUUUCCAGAGCCACACAAUUCCAGGUGAGGACUUUUUUGACUUAGAAUCAGUGAAAAAAAUAUGUAAGUAUAAUUCUAAAGUAAACGACGCUGAUGCAUACAUACACAUUCACAAACACACGAUGAACCCGAUCGUUUGAGAACAAACGCGUUGGCUAGAGAAUAGAGAAGUUUCUAGAUUAUGAUAACAAAUUAUUGUAAUGAAGACGAUAAAAAAGAGCAGUGAAAUGCGAAAUAAAAAAUAAAACCGGUGAUCAAUGAGAAAAAUAACAAAGAUGGAUUAUUAUUAUUAUUAUUAAUAUUGCAAGAAAAAAAACUAUAUUAUAUAUGUGACAAACAAAGGAAAAUUAGAAUAUACAGAUAAAAAAAUAGAAUAUAAUGAAAAUACAAACACUAUUAGGAUUUUCCAAUUCAAAACAAUGAAAGCUAUGUUAAGAAUAACGAAAUCAAUAAAUUAUUGAAAUAACAAAACCAAAAUUAAAUAUUUAUGCAUAAUUCAUCUCUAUGUGUAUCGGAAAACUUGAUAGAUUGCUGUGGCAGUGGAAGCCAAUGCUUGAAUUUCUGUAAUCGACCUAUUGUUAGUUAUCACCAAGCUCGUCGGUAGUUUUCGUUUGGGCAAAGUCGAUAUGCUUCAGUCUGCCCCCUCCCUCUCAAAUGGAUGUUUACGAUAAUAAAUAUAUGCUUUAUAACUGACAAUCUUUCAAAAGAUAACCCUUCACAUCGUUCAACAUAUUUUGACCGAUUUUUUCUUCGUGAUUCCUCAUUUGCUUUUAUCUUAAAAAGUAGUUUUCUAGCCCAAAUUGUACAAGAGUCUUUGUUGCAGUACUUUUAAAAACAACGGAAGAGCUAUUGUUGCGAAUUCGAAAACGAUUAAUGUCUGGUGUUCUAUUAAAUUAACAUAAACGUAGCUAUGAUCAAUAAUAAAAUGUAGCACGGAAAGCAUAAAAAAUCAGAUAACAAAAUGUGAUUAGUCUCAUAGUUAGUAGUAGAAAAUGCAAUUAAAUAAUUAAAAUAGACAUCUUUUUCGCCUGUUUUUUUAUUAACCAGAAAAAAGAUCAAAUUACUUCGUUAAAUUGAAUGUCUUAUCUGAUACGCCAUUCAUCAAUAUACAUAUUAACAACUUCGCAAGAAAAACUAUUGUGUUAUUUUAUUUUACAGUUUAGUUUUUUUACUAAAAGGGAAACUUUUAAAAAUCAUGUUUAUAAUGGACAAGAUACAAAUGAUGGCAAAUAGCAGAAAAAUGUACGGUACAAACUAUUGACAAAAAAAGCGGAUAUCAGAAGCGGAGGUAAACGUAUAAACAACAUAAUUUUACACAGAAAAUGCGUUGCAAUCAAGCGUGUAGGAAGUCUUAAUGUUUUGAUAAAUAAAAAAAGAGAUAAAAGAGCCAAAAACUCAGUAAAAAUGCAAAAAGUAGAACAAAGAAAACGCAACACAUAACUCAAUCUGUAUUUGCUUAUUACAUUAGUUUACAUUAUUGUAAAUUUGGAAUAAUGAAACCCUAACACAAAUCGUGUUAUAUAUAAAUUUGAAAACAAUAAACAAUUGA
Wyeomyia smithii (pitcher-plant mosquito) is the source of this 8225-nucleotide messenger RNA. RefSeq names its product RING finger protein unkempt (gene unk). The transcript is spliced from 11 exons. NCBI's taxonomy places the organism in Eukaryota, Metazoa, Arthropoda, Insecta, Diptera, Culicidae. The coding region runs from base 56 to 2698 and encodes 880 amino acids. Gene Ontology annotation, molecular function: metal ion binding. The record is from RefSeq and is a predicted model, not a curated record.